Messenger RNA from Cryptotermes secundus, 4117 nucleotides. RefSeq lists its product as uncharacterized. The transcript has 4 exons. The record is from RefSeq and is a predicted model, not a curated record. Bases 222 to 2927 code for a protein of 901 amino acids. Lineage: Eukaryota; Metazoa; Arthropoda; Insecta; Blattodea; Kalotermitidae.
AGCAGGAUAUGAAAGUCAAAGGUGGUCGAAAGGAAGUAUUGUGAACCGAGGAAAAUAAAAGUUUCGAACUUUGGGUUGAACUUUUGUACCAUUACUUUACACACAUAUUUAAUUUUCAUUAUAUAUACAUUCUCAACGGAGCAGAUUAUCUGUAGAUUAGAUGUGGCCUAAUGCAUACAAGCAGAGCACGGAAGCAAAUAUUGUUACGUGAUUAACCGAAAAUGACCACAGUGGACAAUAAAACUAAGAUGCUUCUCUCCAACAUCAACUCUAACAAUACUUCUGUGAUCCAUUUGGAUGUUUCUGAAGUAAAGAUUGUAACUGACAGUGACCAUGAUGAUUCAGUGGGAGACAAUUUAGAAGCAGAAAUCAGUAAAUUGGAAGCAACUAUACGUGACUUAGAAACAGAUAAUAACUUUCCAGACAUAGAUAGCUGUGCAUAUGAGUUAGAAGAAGAUGAAAUAUUAAAUCCUGCUAUAUACAAUUCUGAUGAUGCUUCUAACACCAUUUUGAAUACUGUAAGCCACAAGGAACAGGAUGAACCAAAUAAAAAAAUGCUUCUCUCCAACAUCAACUCUAACAAUACUUCUGUGAUCCAUUUGGAUGUUUCUGAAGUAAAGAUUGUAACUGACAGUGACCAUGAUGAUUCAGUGGGAGACAAUUUAGAAGCAGAAAUCAGUAAAUUGGAAGCAACUAUACGUGACUUAGAAACAGAUAAUGACUUUCCAGACAUAGAUAGCUGUGCAUAUGAGUUAGAAGAAGAUGAAAUAUUAAAUCCUGUUAUAUACAAUUCUGAUGAUGCUUCUAACACCAUUUUGAAUACUGUAAGCCACAAGGAAGAGGACGAACCAAAUACUUCUAUUACUUUAGAAGGAAUUUUAGAACCUUCUGAAACAUUAGAAGUUAGUGAUUUAAGAUAUUCUUCAGAACCUAGAACAGCCUCUUUUCAGAAAUCUUCAGUUGAACACCAAAAAUUUGAAAGAAGCAUCAAAGCAGAUGUUACCCUCUUACAAGAACUAAAAAUUCAUAAUGAAGAUAUGACUAAUUCCAUAAAGUCUGUGAUAAUUUCAAAUAAUUGUGAUGAAGUGUCCCUUAGAUCACAAGAUUGUGAGCUUAGUACAAAUGAUGCUAUGGUACAUUUAAAUUCAGUUAAUAAAUCUGGUAUGGAAUUUUCAUGUACAACUCACCAUGGCACAAAUGCUGAGAAAAACAAAACUUGUUCUCUUCUCAUGAAUAAAAACAGUAACAGUGCUGUAGCAAGAAAUUCAUCAUUUGAGAAUGGAAAUGACAAUGUGCCUCAGGAAUCACACUUGCAGGUAGAUGCAUCAGAAUUUGAAGAUGAGCUGUCAUAUCCUGAAGAUGCUGAAGUUGAUGACAGUAAUGAUGUUACUUGCCGUUCUGAUGUAAUUGAAGAUAGUGAACCCAUGAUUUCAAGUACACCACUAAGGAUCAAAACUGGGACCCUGAAACGAUGGAAACCAGUAUUCUUACGUUGUGAAGAAAGUUUUCUAGUUUUAGACGAGUUUGGAGAAUCCAGUGACCAGGACGGGUCUCUAUGUAGCUACAUCAAUUCAUCAGUGCAGAAUAUGUCAAUUGAGAGUGUUGCUGCUACACACAGCACAGAACCUACAUGUUUUACACAUAAUAGCUUGUUUCUCAAAGUAAAGGAAGACAGUAGUAUAGAUGAUGUAAACGUAAAAGGCAGUAAUAAUAUGAAGCAAAUAAAAGUUGCACUUGAUGAUGCCAGGGAUCAGAAAAUUGUUGUAAAGGUGGGUGAUGAAGCAAUUGACGAUUGCUUACGAUUAUCAUCUUGUGCAGGGCCACUGCCAGUCUUGGCAAAUGCCACUCCUGUUCAGGGCCAUGGAAUACAAGAAAUUGUUCCUGUGAUGAAAGCCAAAAACACAGACAAAGUGAACUGGGAAACCAGAGACUUUGAAUCUUUGGCCAACUUGUGUAUUGAUCAGGUAAACUCAGGCAGUAAAGCAGUUACGAGAACAGUCACAGACUUUGGUGGGAACAGUACCAAUAAUAUACCUGAAGGAAACACGUUGGUUUCAAGUUCCCUAUCUGACAGGGUGGAACAAAAUUUACUGGAUCAGAAACAAAACAUAACAUCAAAAGUUAAUGAAGAUUAUGUCAGUAAUAAUCCUCAAGAAAAUUAUGACAAUAACAAUCCAGAUUGGGAACUACUCCGUAAAUUAGAAACAGAUGAGGAACGGUAUCGUGCAAUGAGACAGCGUUGGAGAAAUCUUACUACUCCAAAUCCAAACCAAGAUUUGACAUACCGUAAUUGGAGGAUUCAUCAGAAAGCUAAUAAACUGACAAAAUCUGCUGCUCAAACAAGUAACUAUGCCAUCAUUCAGCAGACACGUGCAAGUGAUAGUGGUGCCUCUGUUAGCAUGCAGGACCACCAUAAAAGAACUCUAUCUGAUGAACAGGCAAGCAUUGACCAUCAACCCAGAAUGAAACAUUCCCGAACUCAGUCCUGUACAGCUGUAUAUGACAAAAAAUUGGAACAACUUCGAAAAAACAUACAGCAUGAGAAGCAGCAAAUUUAUGAUCAAGAACAUGCUGCCCUUAUACGGCUAAAUAUGAAACAAACCCAGGAGAUGAAUUAUUUGCAGAAUUUCUGUCGCACAUAUGGCAACAUUGAACAGAUUCGCUGGUUGUAUUACCAACAGAAGUGGGAUGUGGAACAGGUCCAGAAGAAAUUUGAUGAAGCACGUCUUGCUGUUGAUAGAGCAAACUUAAGUCAAGUUCAGAUUCUGGAAAAAGCAUGUGAAGAAGUGCAAGCAUUUCACAAGUUUUACCAAGGAUUGGAUCAUGACUCUGAUGCAGAUGCUUUGUUCCUUUCAGAAUCACAGUUGGAAGAAUUAUGGGAAACAGAACGUCUCUAUGAUCAGUAUGGCAAAUUUUAUUCUGCUUAAGGACAUCAUAAUAACAAAGCACAAAUGUCUUUGUAUGCCACUGUCAGUUCUCUCUUAUGUGCACUUAAUCUUUUAACAGUGAUGGCUGAUAUAUAUUUACAUUUUCUUAAACACAAAUCAAUGCAUUAUGCCACAUCCUAUUGAACAUGGGACUCAUGUUCAGUAAGAUAUAUGGCAUGACAAUUCAUUAUGUUCAAGUAGUGUAUUGUACCACCCGAGGAUGACCCAACAGUAGGCUCAAAAUAUGUAAUGGAUUAAAUACAUGUUAAUACCAGAAAUAUGAAUUGACGGUCUUCAGUAGAAUUUCUACUAAGACUGAUAAACUUGAACAUCUUAAAGUACUGGCCAUUUUGAGAGCUCAAGUUUGUACAUACCUACUUGCAUAAUUAUAGGAUGGCUUCUUACUAAUCAUUUCAGUUGUCUUCUGCCACUCACACAGUACUUUACAGUUCAUAUACAGCAGGAUAUUUAGCACUUCCUCACUUAGCAGUCAGCAUGCAGGGAGUAGCCAGUAAGGUCACAGCAUGCUCCCAGAUAAGCUAAUGAAGGUUCACAUACUUUAUUUACUAUGAUAUUAGGGUAGCUGCUGAAAGUGAUGUACUCAAACAUAUGUGCACAUUUCACAGUGACAGUACUUUUGAGACAUUCUGAAAAUUAUAUAUGAUUUCUAGAAUAAUAUUUUGGAUAUUGAUGUGUAAGGUCUCCAAGUGUAUUACUCCUGUAGACUUUGUCUUUCAAAUUUCCAUUGAAAGAAUCACAAAUAUUCAAGUCUGAGGAUCAUCCUCUAUUGAUUAUUCAUUCAUUGAACAUACUUCAUUGUUCCAACACUGAAUAUUUUAUUGUGUUUGCUUGUAAGGUGUUCUUGCUGAAAAUAUGCUUAGCUUUUUCUUUUUCAGUUAAUUCUUCAAAGGGCUCCAGAAUAUUAUUCACUUAAUGCUCCAAAUUAACAGUAUCAUGAAAGAAUGUGGGACCUAUGAUUCUUUUAGCAUUUUUACCUUUUCAUUCUGGAAUGGGAUCUGAUGAAUAGCAUGAUGAUUAUAAUAUGAUUUCUUUCUAAUAAAAUUCUGAAAAAGAAACAUGUGCACAUUGUGGUUGGACACAUACGAACAGAAUGCUCACAGCUGAUUGGUUGGUUACAGAGCUAAUGAUCAGGGACUGCACUGCACACAUUAUCUUAUAACAAACUGAGU